AUGUCUGACCCUGGCUCCGGGCCACCGCCGCCCGCCUGGGAACCCAUCCAGGAGGCGGUCGCCUCGCCUCCCGGGCCACCGCCAGGCUGGCCCCCGCGGCCCCCUGGGCGCUACUGCGGGUGGUGCUCGGGGCGGCUGGGGCCCAGCGAGUCGUUGGCCCUGGCCUUGAACGGCCAGCUCUGGGAGGUGUGCGAGCUGUGCUACCUCCUGGCGCUGGCGCGGCAGCGCGCCUGGCGGGCCCGGCUGGCGCCGGGCGAGCGCGCGGUGCUGCUGGAGCAGGCGCGCCACCUGGCGGUCCUCCUGGCGGCGCUGGCUGGCCUGGCGGACGAGGGCGACGGGCCCGCGGGCGCGGCCGCGGCGGUGGCCAAGGCGCAGCUGCGGCGGGCCGCGGGCGUGGCCACGCCCAAGGGGGCGCGGGAGCCGCGGGAGGCGCGGCUGCUCCCCCUGGCGGCGGAGGUGCUGCGCUGCUGCCUGGUGCCCCCCCGCUGGGGAUCGCGGCUGGAGCGCUGCCAGGCCCGCCUGCCGCCGCGCCUGGAGGCGAUGCGCCUGGGGCGCCGCCCGGCGCCGUGGCUGGGGUCGGCGCGGCCCUGGUGGGGGCCUUGGCCGCGCUUCCCGCUCCAGGAGGGGGGCCGCUGCCUGGCGCGCCGCCGGCGCCUGGGCCCCUCGCGCUGCCGGGGGCGGCUGCUGCUGGCGCUGGAGGCGGCGGCGCGGCGGCCGCUGCAGGGUCGGGGCCAGUCGGCGGAGGCGCCGUGGCGCUGGAGCCACGGGGCCUUCACAGCGGGGGCGGUGCUGGAGACGCCCGCGCACGACCCGACGGGCCAGGUGGACGGCGCGGCGCUCUUCGAGGUCGUGGAGGCGGGCGUGCCGGGCCCAGACGGGGUCUACCUCUCCGUGAACUUCCGGGGCGCCUCGCUCCCGGCCCGCGCCCUGGAGCUGGACCUGAGCUUCCCCGCCCCAGGCGCCGGGCAGCCAGGGGUCCUGCACCUCUGCGCGGGCGGCGCCGCUGCCUGCAGGGCCCCGCGGCUGGUCGGGCGCGGCGAGCGGCGCGCCGACUGGCUUCGCCUGAGGUCGGCUCGGAGCCUGGUCGAGCCUUGGGUUCGGCCGACCUUCCGACCGCCAGGCGGCGGUGGGCCCGGGGGCGGCGCCGCCGCUGCGCCCGCGCGGGGCCGCCUCGCGGGGGCUGCGGCUGGGUUUGCGGCGGCUGCGGCUGCUCUGGAGGCGGCCGGCUCGGCAGCUCGCCCGCUGGCGGUCCGCCGUCGCCGUCGCGAGCAGUCGCGAAGCGACAGCGUGGAGCGGGCUGGCGGUGACCAGUUGGGUUUUCGCGACGCCCCCUCCCGCGGCGACGCCAUUCAGGCGGUGGCCGACGGGCGCCCAGGCACGCUGUACGACGAAGCGAUUGCCCAGAUCGCGCGUGUCAUGGGCCUGUGGGGGGGGGCGGACGGGCAGAGUGUUCGCCCUCGCAUCAGGGGCUACCUCCAGGCCGUGGUGUUCGGCCACCACCCGAUCCACUCGGUCGGGGAGCGGGCGGUGCGCGAGCUCCAGACGCUGGCGGCAGCGAUGGACCUCCUCGAGGACGGGUCGCUGGCGUCGGUCGCGGACGCGCUGAUGCAGCGGUUCAAGGCGCCGGAGAUGGCGCUGAACGACGGCGACUGGUACAUCGCCAACGAGCUGGAGGUGGUCGAGGGGACCCGCCCGACGCUCGCCUCCCGCGACGAGCAGGAGGCGGCCCGCGGGGACAGCCCCCACCCUGGCGCUGCGGCGGCGCUGGGCCGCGUGGCGCUGCUGGGCGCUCCCGAAGUCCGCGUCUUCCGUCAGGGCCAGCCAGCAGCGCAGGUGGCAGGAGAAGGCUGGGGCGGCUUCGAAGCUUCGGACUUCACCGUGGAGGAGGAGAUUGACCCAGGCGACCUGGCCUCGCUGCAGGCUCGCUUGAGGGUGAUCGUGAUGGCUAUGAAUUGGGAGGCUGGCUACCGUCACCUGAAGUGGGCGGACGUCUGCGGGCUGGAGCCGAACGCAGCCCAGCGCUCGGCCCUCCUCGGGAUUGCGCGGCGCAUCUAUUCGAGCGUUGCGCCCGAGCCCGCCAUGGCCGAGACCCUCGACUGGUCCGAGAAGCUGAAGGACCGGGCCAUCGCGUACGACGGCUCGGAGGUCUCCACGCCGAGCAAGAUCGCGCUGGAGCAGAUCGAGGGCGGCCUGCCGCCUGUGGGGGUAGCCGCCCCCAUCGAGGCCGCGGACCUCGCCACGGGCUUCGUGCGGGCGGCGCUGCUGGACCCCUCCCUGGUCCUCCUGCCGCCGGCUCAGAGGCGCCCUGCGCCGACCUCGACGCGCGUCUGGGCGACGGCGCAGGAGUGGGGGCAGGUGGUGAGUGCCCUGUUUGCACGCGGGAUGGUUGGCCCGAUCGACGAGGACGAGAUCGCGACCAGAGACGGGGUCCCCUUGAUCAACGGGGCCUUCGGCGUGGCGAAGGUGCACGACGCGCCAGUCCGCUGCGGCGAUGGCGAGGAGCGGCCCGUCCUUCGGCUCAUCGUCAACCUGAUCCCCGCGAACGCGUGCCAGCGCACCAUCGCGGGGGACACCCCCGUCAUGCCGACGAUGGGGCAGCUGAACGGGCUGGUGCCGGCUCCAGGGGAGCAGCUGCUCUGGAGCGGGGCGGGCCGCAAGGCGUUCUUCUACGUCUUCAGGGCGCCCUCCGCCUGGUGGCCCUACAUGGCGCUGGGGCCGCCAGUGCCGUGGCUGGUGGUGGGCGGCAGCGGCGACGGGCUGACCCGCAUCGCGCUGAGGGUCAUCGGCAUGGGCUGGAUGAGCGCGGUCGGGGUCACGACGCACCUCCACCGCAACAUGCUGGGGCGGUCGGCCCGUGUCCCCCGCGGACUGCCGCCUGCGGCCGAGGUGGUGCGCACCCGCCGCCUGCCUGCGGAGGCCCAGGCAGACGGCAUCGCGAUGUGGUGCAUCUACAUCGACAACCUCGAGAUCGCGGAGAUCGUGUCGAGGGAGGAGGCCGUCAAGCUGAAGGGGACCAUCCCCGAGCUGCUGAGCCGGGCGUCGGCCUGCUACGAGCAGGCUAAGUUUCCGGGAUCGCCGGGGAAGGAUGUCCACCGCGCCCAGCAGGUGUCCACGCUGGGGGACCUCGUGGAUGGCGCGGCUGGCGUGCGGCGGCCGCCGCUGGGCUGCGUCGCGGAGCUCACGAGCCUGACGUUGUGGUUCCUAGCGAAGAAGCGCCCGAGCAGGCGCCUGGCGCAGAUCCUGCUGGGGCGCUGGGUUCGCGUGCAGUGCUACCGGAGGCCGCUCGCCGCCGCCUUCGUGAAUGCUUGGAAGUGGCUGGCGCCGGGCCGCUCGGGCGGGCUCGUCACUGUGGGCGUCGCCGAGGACCUGCUGAUGGCGGCCGCGCUCGCACCGCUCAGCGUGGCGGACAUGCGGCUGACCGUCGACCACCUCGUGACGGCGUCCGACGCCUCGGAGGCCGCGGGGGCGAUCGUCUACUCCCAGGGGCUGUCGGGCAUGGGCCGUGCCCUUGGGGCUAGAGGCCCGCGGGCGCUCAACCCCGCCUGCGAGGAGGGCGUCGCUCUGAUCUCGGUCUUCUCUGGGAUCGACGGGGCGCGCCGGGCCUUCGAGAUCCUGGGCCUGGUCCCCGCCGCGCACCUGUCCUUCGAGGUUGACGCUGAGGCUGUGCGGGUGGCUCGACCAGCGUGCCCCAGCACCGUGCACCUGGGAGACGUCACGGCCGCGGAUCCUGCGAAUCUGGCGCGCCUCCUGCGGGGCCACGGCCGCAUCACGAAGGUGAUCGUGAUCGGGGGCUUCCCGUGCCAGGGCUUCGCGGUGCUGAACGUGGCCCGUGAGGGUAGCGCGGACCCGAGGUCGCAGCUGGUGGGCCACAUGUGGAGGCUCAUCGAGGGGAUGAGGUUCGAGCUGCCCGAGGCCACGGUGGACUUCCUCGGGGAGAACGUGGCGUCCAUGGCGGAGGACGAGGUCCUGGCCUUGAACAAGAUGUUCGGCCGGGUGCCGGUGUCCCUCGACGCCGCGGACCUGGGCUGGGUCCGCCGCCCGCGGCUGUACUGGCUGUCGUGGGACCUGCUGCCCUCCUUCGAGAUGUCGGCCGAGAUGAAGGCGGCGGCGGAUGGUGCCCGGCCGCGGGCCUGCCGAGUGCGCCUGGUGACGGAGCUGCCGCCCGAGGUGGCGCGCUGGACAGCAGCGGGCUACGCAGCCCCGCCCUACCAGUUCCGGGACUGCUUCUGCCUGCACUGGGCGGAUGGGCGCAAGGGGCCGCCGCGGGCAGUGGAGCGUGAGGUGUUGAUGGGGUUCAGGCGGGGCCACGCCGUGCCCUGCAUGGGCAGCUCCGCCGCCGAGAGCGACCCCGAGCGCUUCGAGGCCCUGCGGCGGUCGCUCGUGGGCAACUCCUUCCGGUGCGAAGUCGUGGCCUGGCUGCUGAGCCACUGGGCGGUGCACCGCGCGCUGCUGGUGGCGGUGCCGUCCCUGCGGAGCCUCCACGAGAGCUCGAGGAGCUGGUCGACGGGCCGCAAGCUCUGGGCCGGCGACGCGGAGACGCUGCGGUGUGGGCGCGAGGCCGUGUGCGAGGAGAACCUGCACCUGCUGGAGGAGGCUGGCCGCGUGCCUGCGGCUAGUGAUGGGCAGCUGGCGCGCGCUGUCUACGUCGGCCGCGGGUCGCGCCGCUGGGGGCUCGCCCCCUCCAGGUGGGGGAACCCGUGCCCCGUGGUGCCAGGGCGGCCGGCCGGCGACGCCGUGGCGCUGUUCGCGGGCUGGUUGCGCUCCCAGCCCAAGCUCCUGGACCAGCUGGGAGAGCUGGAGGGAGCUCGGCUGCAAUGCCACUGCCCCUCGGGCCAGGCCUGCCACGCGGACGUCCUGCUGGCGGAGCUGGAGCAGCGCGGCAAGGGAUGCACGCGGCCCUUCCUGGAGCACCGGAGGGUGGUGGCCUCGCUGGUGAUGACGUGCCACCACUCGGGCACUGACCUUCGAGUCCCACGGCGAGAGAUCGAUGCUGGCAUUUGGAAGUGGAAGGUCGCGCGCCAGCUCGCUUGGCAGGACCAAACCAAGCACAUCAAUGUGUUAGAGUGCGAGGCUGCGUUGAUGGCCCUGCGUUGGCGGGCCCGCUCAGUCUUACGGCAGAUGUGCGUCUUCCUCCACCUGCUCGACAGCAUGGUGAAUAUCGGUGAUCUUGCCAAGCGCCGAUCUUCGAGCCAGCAGCUGAACAAGGUAGUGCGCGCCUUUUCCAUCCUUGAGCUGGCGCUCGGAUCGCGGGCUGUCUUUGCCUUCGCGUCAUCGGCAAAGAACCCUGCGGAUGGGUAG
Molecule: messenger RNA, 5298 nt
Organism: Prorocentrum cordatum
Lineage: Eukaryota; Dinophyceae; Prorocentrales; Prorocentraceae
Source: the annotation of a GenBank genome assembly